Molecule: messenger RNA, 796 nt
Organism: Selaginella moellendorffii
Lineage: Eukaryota; Viridiplantae; Streptophyta; Lycopodiopsida; Selaginellales; Selaginellaceae
Product: 50S ribosomal protein L17, chloroplastic
Exons: 2
Coding region: 47-694 (215 amino acids)
Biological process (GO): translation
Cellular component (GO): ribosome; cytosolic large ribosomal subunit
Molecular function (GO): structural constituent of ribosome
Source: RefSeq, a predicted model, not a curated record
UUGUGAUCGUUGAUUCUUUGCCAGGGUUUUAUCCUUCUCGCGAGCGAUGGCGCUCUCCAUGGCGGUGGCGCUGCCUUGCGCGAGCAGGCGCCAGAGAAUCCCCGACGCUCCUUCGUGUUCUUCGCGUUCCAGGAUUGUUGCGGUGGUCCAGGGCAGGAGUAGGAUUGGCAUUCCCUCGCAAUGGACGCGAUCCAGCAGCGGCGGCAGCAGCACUAGCUGCAUUGGAGCAGCAUUGACAUCGUUUAGUGGAAGAACUUGCCUGGAUUCCGGCAUCUAUGUCGAUGCGUCGAUCGGUUGCCGGAAUUUCGGCAUUGGCAUUGGCAAUGGCUCGCGAUUCUUUGCCAUGCGGCACGGCCGCAAGGUCCCCAAGCUCAACCGGCCCCCGGACCAGCGCCGCGCGCUUCUCCGCGGCCUCGCCACGCAGCUCCUCCGGCACGGCAGGAUCAAGACGACGCGCGCCAGGGCCAAGGCGAUGCGCCCCCACGUCGAUCACAUGAUCACGCUGGCCAAGGGAGGAUCGCUCCACCAGCGAAGACAAGCUCUGGGCUACAUCUAUGACAAGCAGCUGGUUCACGCCUUGUUUGCCGAGGUCCCGGAGCGCUACUCAGAGAGAAGUGGAGGAUACACCAGGGUGAUCAGGACAAUGCCCCGGAGAGGCGACAAUGCUCCCAUGGCUUACAUUGAGCUCGUGUAGGAGACGAAUCUGGGAAGGAGGUCCCGGGUUCGAUUCCUCCGGCUCACUCGUAUCCACCACUCGUGUAUUUCAUUUUUUUUUCUUCUUGAUGACUGGGAGUUU